GCAACGCACAACACUUCUGGACAGAACGAUGAGUUGGAACAGAACACAACCAAAACUUGGAGACCUAAUUGAAAUUUCUCGCUUUGGCUAUGAGCACUGGGCCAUCUAUGUGGGAAAUGGCUAUGUGGUCCAUCUGGCUCCACCAAGUGAAGUGGCAGGAGCUGGUGUGAGCAGCAUCAUGUCCAUCGUGGCUGAAAGAGCCAUAGUGAAGAAGGAGCUGCUGUCUGUGGUGGCUGGAGGGGACAAGUACCGGAUCAAUAACAAGCACGAUGACAAGUAUGACCCACUGCCACUCAACAAAAUUGUCAAGGAGGCAGAGAAAAUGGUGGGGAAGGAAGUCCCUUAUUCAUUGACAAGUGACAACUGUGAGCACUUUGUGAACGCGCUGCGCUAUGGAGUUUCCCGCAGUGACCAGGUGACUGACACACUCACUGCGAUUGGUACUGCAUCUGUUGUCCUGGGUGUUUUGGGCCUCAUUGGGAUGGCGGUCACCAGAAGCAAGCGGGAAAAGCAGUAAAUGCAAGGCUUUAUCUUGGCGGCACCAGUUACCUUGGGGGAGUUUGAUCAAGCCGGUGGGAAUGAUUUGGUUUAUAGAUUUCACUCUUUUGUAAUCAUGAGCACUUGGUUUAGUGGAGCUCAAUCAAAGCAUAGGAAGCUGUUAUCUGAAGGAA
Marmota flaviventris (yellow-bellied marmot) is the source of this 671-nucleotide messenger RNA. Its product is annotated as phospholipase A and acyltransferase 2-like. Gene Ontology annotation, biological process: N-acylphosphatidylethanolamine metabolic process. NCBI's taxonomy places the organism in Eukaryota, Metazoa, Chordata, Mammalia, Rodentia, Sciuridae. Gene Ontology annotation, cellular component: cytoplasm. The record is from RefSeq and is a predicted model, not a curated record. Gene Ontology annotation, molecular function: A2-type glycerophospholipase activity; glycerophospholipid phospholipase A1 activity.